UACUGUGUCUCUCGCUUGUCCCCACCAUAUAAACCCCGACAAGCCCAUUCCUCUGCAAUUCACGCACCCCCUUCUGAUCUCUGUUUUCCCACGCUCUCGCAUCAUACUCCCGCAGAUAGACCAAAGCAAAGGAGAAGAAGAAUGGCGCUCGGAAAAUCAGGCAAGCUUUCGCAGACGGCAGUUAUCAAGCAGAUCGUGAGGAGGUGUUCGAGCUUCGGCAAGAACAAGCACGCGUGCGAUCAAGAAGGCCUUCCUCUGGACGUGCCCAAGGGCCACUUCGUCGUGUACGUCGGGGAGCGCAGGAGCCGUCACGUCGUCCCCAUCGAUUUCUUGGCCCGACCCGACUUCCAGAGCCUGCUCCAGCAAGCCGAGGAGCAGUUCGGGUUCCACCACGAGACGGGCUUGACGAUACCUUGCGGGGAAGAGGAGUUCGUGUCGCUCUGCUUUGGCCACAGGGAAGAGUUUCGGUCGCCGAAACCGAAUCUCAGAUAGGGAAAAGGUGGGCAUGGGCUUGGCGUCCUGGGUUCAUGUUCUUUUUCAGUGUUUUUUAGGGGUUUGGUCGUCCUUGAUUUAGGGGACCUUUGCCUUUGAAUGGAAAAGAAAAGACGGUGGAUUAGUAAAUAGUAAUGUAACAUGAAAGCCCGUGAUUAGAGCUGGGUUGGGCAGAUAUGUGAAUUAACGCUCUGGUAUUGAGAGUUUCCUCACGGUGGUGUGGAGUGGAAGGUGUGCCAUUGUGCCUUACCUACCCUGCGAGAGAACUCGAAUUUACUGAUCCUGGGGACUCUGUUUCCCUUAGUUCUAGUGUUUCCGUGCACGCCCUAUCUUUAUGUAUUGAUCUUGGCUGUGCAGACUCUGUAAUCUUUGUGUUACUGAUACAUGCAGAUUGUUACUGGCGACAAGUAAAA
Messenger RNA from Syzygium oleosum, 905 nucleotides. RefSeq names its product protein SMALL AUXIN UP-REGULATED RNA 12-like. The record is from RefSeq and is a predicted model, not a curated record. Lineage: Eukaryota; Viridiplantae; Streptophyta; Magnoliopsida; Myrtales; Myrtaceae. Gene Ontology annotation, biological process: response to auxin. The transcript has a single exon. The coding region runs from base 142 to 492 and encodes 116 amino acids.